This is a messenger RNA of Salvia hispanica, 1551 nucleotides long. Its product is annotated as small ribosomal subunit protein mS47. Gene Ontology annotation, molecular function: 3-hydroxyisobutyryl-CoA hydrolase activity. The record is from RefSeq and is a predicted model, not a curated record. Gene Ontology annotation, biological process: L-valine catabolic process. NCBI's taxonomy places the organism in Eukaryota, Viridiplantae, Streptophyta, Magnoliopsida, Lamiales, Lamiaceae.
CAAAACCCCAUUUUCAAAACCCAAUCAGCCGCAACAGAAGCUCUGUUAACACAACCGAGAUUCAAUCUUCGUCUUCGGAAAAUGCAGAAGCUGAAAUUUCUGGUGCCACUGAGCCGUUGUUUACGCAGAAAUGGCGCUGUUUCCCGGCAAGGGAGGAGUUUUUCCGCGCUCCCUAAUUACACUCAGCACGAUUAUCUCCAACAAGACGAGGUAUUAGUGGAAGGAAGGGCGAAUUCAAGAGCUGCCAUUUUGAAUAGGCCGACUGUGCUCAAUGCCGUCACUGCUCAUAUGGCUGCUCGAUUAAAUAAGCUGUACGACUCUUGGGAGGAAAACUCGAGUAUAGGUUUUGUCCUGUUGAAGGCGAAUGGCGACAGAGCAUUCUGCUCUGGCACCGAUGUGGUUGAUUUGUAUCGGCUGCUUGAUGAAGGGAAAACUGAGGAAUGCAAAGAACUCUUUCGGAGUUUGUACAAGUUUGUCUAUGUAUUGGGAACAUAUCUGAAGCCACACGUGGCUAUAAUGGAUGGUGUUGUGAUGGGAGCCGGGGCAGGUAUUUCAUUUCCCGGGAUGUUCCGCGUUGUAACUGAUAGAACUGUCUUCUCAAGUCCGGAGGUUCAGUUAGGUUUUCACCCUGAUGCAGGAGCUUCAUAUUAUCUCUCUCGUCUCCCCGGCUAUCUAGGGGAAUAUUUAGCUCUUACCGGAGAAAAGCUAAAUGGUGCUGAAAUGAUGGCAUGUGGUCUUGCCACUCACUAUUCACUGAAGGAAAAACUUCCUUGGAUUGAAGAACGUCUUGGUAGUUUAAUAACCGAUGUCCCUUCAGUCAUUGAAUCAUCUCUUGCUCAAUACGGCACUUUAGUCCACCCAGACGAGAGGAGUGUUCUUCACAAGAUUGAAAUGAUAGACUCAUUAUUCUGCCACGAUACGGUGGAGGAAAUCGUUGAAGCUCUGGAAAACAAGGCAGCGGAAUCUGGUGAUAAAUGGUGUGCCAACUUGCUUCACAAAAUCAAAGAAGCUCCCCCGUUGAGCUCGAAAAUUGCUCUGCAAUCAAUUCGAGAAGGUAGAUUCGAAACUCUUGACCAGUGCCUCGCCAGGGAGUACCGCGCAUCCCUCACAUUCAUAUCCAAAGACUUUUCAAAUGAUUUCAUCGAGGGCGUGCGUGCAAGAUUGAUCGAGAAAGACUUCGCCCCGAAGUGGGGGCCGUCUAAGCUGGAGGAGGUCAGUGACGACAUGGUGGCCGCCUUCUUCUCGCCUCUCAGUGAAGUGGAACCGGAGCUGAACUUGCCCGUUGCAGUACGAGAGCCGGACGUGUGAGAACAAGAAGGUGAUUUUGCAGCUGAGAUUUAGAAGUUUUUGAAGCUCUGUUAGCUCUUAGGCAAUGUUGAUUUAUAUCCAUCUCUCCUUACAGCUUUCUGGGAUUUUCACAAGUGAUGUUGAUUAAUUAAAGCUUAUAUCUUUGUAGCCUUAAACCUAACUUUAGCUGUAAUGUUGCAGAUGUAAAAGCUUUUUGAGUUUCUUUUGCAUAAUAAUAGCUUUUACACAUUUUCUGUUUCUCAA